Nicotiana attenuata is the source of this 1142-nucleotide messenger RNA. RefSeq lists its product as uncharacterized. NCBI's taxonomy places the organism in Eukaryota, Viridiplantae, Streptophyta, Magnoliopsida, Solanales, Solanaceae. The record is from RefSeq and is a predicted model, not a curated record. The transcript is spliced from 6 exons. Bases 217 to 723 code for a protein of 168 amino acids.
UCUUUUAAUCAAAUCCACUCCUCAAAAGUGCCCCCAAACCCAGCCGAAUCUCUCUCCACUAUUAGUAGAAACCCUUGCCCUGGUCCCAAAAUCACUGCUUCUCACGGUAAGAAAUCCCCGCCAAAAGCAGCCGGCGAGGCCCAACUUAGAGUCAAAACGUAUCUCUUUCGUCCCUCGGCACUCUGUAAACUGUAAAGCUCUCCCCUCACGAGAUCAAUGGACCAUUCUAUGAAACAGUUGCAAGAAAAGCUUAUUGAAGUUGAAAUUGAAGCUGAAAAUCUUUUAUUAGCUCGGCAACAGUUAAUUGAAAAUGAUAGAGUGAGGAAUGGGAACAGGGAAGCAUUAACUGCACUAAGGAGGAGGGCCAAGACGACAAAAACUAGCGUUCCUACACCAUUUGAGUCACUAAUGAGGGAUGUUGAAUCAAGACCACUGGUGAAAGAGGUUUGUCCAACCUGUGGUAAUCAUGAUUCAAAGGAGAAGACUUGGGUCAUGUUCCCGGGAGCUGAUGUAUUUGCCAAUAUCCCUUUUCAUGCUGCUCAUACCAUUCUGGAGAAAGAUCAAAGUCUACUUGAUUACGAAGCGAAGAAACUGCAGAGCUUUGUAAAGGAGAAGUCUUUAUGGAUAUCGGAUCAAGGAGUUCUUGCAGAUAGUAUUAAUCCAGAUGUCCUCAGAUCUAUGGUGACUUUAACUGACAAACCAAAGACUGAGCAGAAUGAGUAAUCAACUUCAGUAAUAUAUUGCAUAUGAAGUAACUCGCAGCAUAUAGCAAGAGAGACUGUUCGGGUGCUUUCAGCAAUUGAAGACCUAAUUUAAAACUGUGAACAGCAAUAUUCUUGACGGUAGUGUUAGCAAUGUAGCUAGCUGGAGAAAUUUUGAGUGGAGUUUAGUCAGUUUGUUUAUCUUCCUGCCGGGGAAUUGACUUGUAAAUCUGAGGUGUAUGCCCCUCAUGUCAUGAGACUUGUUUGUUAACAUGCUAUUAGCAAUACUCUGAGAUAUGUUGUUAGAAACAAAAAAUCAACCAUUAUUCACACUUUUGUAUCAUCACAUUAUGUAGCGCAUUUCCUUCAUCCCAUAAUGUGGACGAGAAUGUUUAUUUCAGAUACCAUGAUUAAGCUUCCAUGGUACCGUUGAGUUUUGAA